Messenger RNA from Psammomys obesus (fat sand rat), 3079 nucleotides. RefSeq names its product sushi domain containing 4 (gene Susd4). Gene Ontology annotation, biological process: negative regulation of complement activation, classical pathway; negative regulation of complement activation, alternative pathway. The transcript has 9 exons. NCBI's taxonomy places the organism in Eukaryota, Metazoa, Chordata, Mammalia, Rodentia, Muridae. Bases 219 to 1694 code for a protein of 491 amino acids. The record is from RefSeq and is a predicted model, not a curated record.
GGGACGGGCGGGGGCGGUGUAGCCCGGCAGCCGCCAAGCCUUCCGUCUCGCUCCCUCGCUCUCCCUCUUGCUCGCUCGCUGGCUCGCGCAGCGGCGGCAGCAGAGGUCGCGCACAGAUGCGGGUUAGACUAGCGGGGGGAGGAGGCGGAGGAGGGAAGGAAGCUGCAUGCAUGAGACCCACAGACUCUUGCAAGCUGGAUGCCCUCUGUGGAUGAAAGAUGUAUCAUGGAAUGAACCCGAGCAAUGGAGAUGGAUUUCUAGAGCAGCAGCUGCAGCAACAGCAGCCUCAGUCCCCCCAGAGACUCUUGGCAGUGAUCCUGUGGUUUCAACUGGCGCUGUGCUUUGGCCCUGCGCAGCUCACGGGUGGGUUCGAUGGCCUUAACGUGUGCGCUGACCCAGGCGUCCCAGAGAAUGGCUUCAGGACCCCCAGUGGAGGAGUGUUUUUUGAAAGCUCUGUGACCCGAUUUCACUGCCAGGACGGAUUCAAGCUGAAGGGCUCUACAAAGAGACUGUGUAUGAAACACCUGAACGGGACCCUAGGCUGGGUCCCAAGUGACAGACCCGUCUGUGUUCAAGAAGACUGCCGCAUCCCCCAAAUUGAAGAUGCUGAGAUUCAUAACAAGACAUACAGACACGGAGAUAAACUAAUCAUCACCUGUCAUGAGGGGUUCAAGAUCCGGUACCCUGACCUGUACAACAUGGUCUCGCUGUGUCGCGAUGAUGGAACGUGGGAUAACCUGCCCAUCUGUCAAGGCUGCCUGAGACCUCUAGCCUCUUCCAAUGGCUACGUGAACAUCUCUGAGUUCCAGACCUCCUUCCCCGUGGGAACUGUGAUCGCCUAUCGCUGCUUCCCUGGAUUUAAACUCGAGGGUUCUGAGUACCUCGAGUGCUUACACAACCUUAUCUGGUCAUCCAGCCCACCCCGGUGCCUUGCUCUGGAAGUUUGUCCACUACCUCCUAUGGUGAGUCACGGAGAUUUCAUCUGCCACCCGAGGCCUUGUGAGCGCUACAACCACGGAACCGUGGUAGAGUUCUACUGUGAUCCUGGCUACAGCCUCACCAGUGACUACAAGUACAUCACCUGCCAGUAUGGAGAGUGGUUCCCUUCCUACCAAGUCUACUGCAUCAAAUCAGAGCAAACGUGGCCCAGCACCCAUGAGACCCUUCUGACCACGUGGAAGAUCGUGGCAUUCACAGCCACCAGCGUGCUGCUGGUGUUACUGCUCGUCAUCCUGGCCAGAAUGUUCCAGACCAAGUUCAAGGCCCACUUCCCCACCAGGGGCCCGCCCAGGAGUUCCAGCAGCGACCCUGACUUUGUGGUAGUGGAUGGAGUGCCCGUCAUGCUCCCGACCUACGAUGAGGCUGUAAAUGGUGGCUCGAGUGCCUUAGGCCCCGGGUACCUGGCCUCCAUGGGUCAGGGCUGUCCUCUGCCUGUGGAUGACCAGAGCCCACCAGCAUACCCCGGCUCCGGGGAUACGGACACGGGCCCCGGGGAGUCAGAGACCUGUGACAGCACCUCAGGCUCUUCAGAGCUGCUCCAGAGUCUAUAUUCAUCAACCCCCAUGUGCCAAGGGGGCAGCCGCCCUGCCCCGGACACCCCUGACACUAUCUCAAGCACAGCAGGGGAGGUGGCAUCGACAAGCCCAGGCAUCGACAUUGCAGAUGAGAUCCCACUCAUGGAAGAAGAGCCCUAGCCUGGUGAUGUCCUACUAAUCCCACCGUCCCCUUUGGGGACAAGAGCCUUGAACCUUGGAGUGAGGCCACAGGAGGACAGAGCUUGGGGGAGAAGGGGGCAUUUUCUGAUCUGUGUACGUGGGGACAGUGAUUCACACGGUCCAUCUCCAGCAGGGCUGUGGGUCUGAGCAGCAGCAGCGGUGGGGCUUUUAAACGAGGAUUUGUCAUGACCUGCAGGGGGCAGAGAACAGCAGGGACACUCUCCGCAUCACCCCCACGACAACACUGAGUGUCUCUCUCGCCACAGAGCGUGAGACAGUGCCACACACACCCCAUCCUGUCGCUUCUGUUGACAGCACUGCCCCUGCCCCUCCGAAAGCAUGUCACAUUGUAUAAAUUCGCUUUUAAAAUCUGCUUUGAACCAUCUAGGGACUCUAGAUCUGGACAGGCCAGCUUCUGUAGAAAACCCAUAUUGGCCUGCCAACCCAGGAGCACAUCCUUCUCUUUGCCCUUAUUAGUAAGGGACAGGCUCCCAAGGAGACACUCUCCAGGGACACUCAGACCAUCUCCUACACCUGGACAAUGGAUCAAAACAGGAUGUGGCGGUUUGAAUGGGAAAGGAAAGGAAAUAAAACAAGCCAGCGGCUCUGCUUUCUGAAAAUGUCCUCAUGCCAGGCCCCCAGCCCCCACCCCGUCCUCUCUGCUGCCCCUGGUGACAUGCAUCGGUGUUUGCAGUCGUGGUCUGGCAGUGGACCCGUGGUGUGGGAUAAACCUGUGGCUUUACGCACAGUGAGAACACACUCAGAUGUGUCUGUGGUGGACCACGUAGCCUGGUGAUGUUUGGUUUGGGCAUUUCGCAGGCUCCACUCAUGUUUCUCUGCUCAUGCCUUCCUGUGUGGGUCAUUGUAUCACAUCGCCCCUGACUCUAAAUCUUAACCAUACUUUUAUUUUCCAAAAUGGAAAGUUGUGCAAACACACCCUGAAGAAAGAAGAGAGCAUAAGUUAGAUCUUUUGCCUCUCCCUGCACCCUCCCCCCCCCCCGUUCUCUAUUUUGUCCUGCUAAAUCCAAAGGCUGGCCUCCCAGCCCCAAGCCACGCUGCCCUCUUGCUUUCAGGAUGCCCUUGGCCCUGCUUGCCUGCCAUUCUACAUCCUUACUGUGAGAGUGUCAUGGCACCCAUUGGGUGUUGUGCCUAAGCGAUUGAUUUUCAAAGAACCCAGUCUAGAAGUGUCUCUUCAAAUACAUGUUGGUCUGUGAUGUCGAUUCCGUUCCUCCUCUGGGUUUUAGGCAAAUAUAAACCAAACUCUCAUCCAUAAAAUCACCGUGCUGACAGAGCAGCGAAGGCUGGGAACUUGAUCGAGUCCUGUUUUCGCUCAACACAGACUGAUUAAAAAUUAAAAAGAAAAU